UCAAAAGCACAGGGGAAAAUGAAACUGCGACCGGAGUGAAAAACUAGUCAUGUUGUAGAGUGUCCUUCCGUGACGGCAACAGCCGACAGAGAUUAGUUAGUUAGAUUAGGUGGAAAACACUACUCACUACUCACAACAGAUUCAAACAAAUCAUGUCAUCCGUAGCUGGAAACUUAACCUGCGUGGUGGCGGCCGUUGACGGCAGCGAACAGAGCAUGACCGCUCUCCGCUGGGCCCUACAAAACCUCAAGCUACGAUCACCUGCUUCCGAUUCCACCAACGCUGGAUCCUUUGUUGUUCUCCACGUCCAAUCCCCACCCUCCAUCGCCACCGGCCUCAACCCCGGCGCCAUCCCCUUCGGCGGCCCAACUGACCUGGAAGUACCGGCGAUCACGGCGGCGAUCGAGGCUCACCAGAAGCGUAUCACUGAAGCCGUACUCAAUCACGCUUUAGGAAUUUGCGCUGAAUUCAAUUUGGCUGAACCGAGGAUCAAGACCCAUGUCGUUGUGGGAGACCCAAAGGAGAAGAUAUGUGAAGCUGCACAGGAUCUAAAUGCUGAUGUGCUUGUGAUGGGGUCCCGUGCAUUUGGCCCUAUUAAGAGGAUGUUCCUUGGCAGUGUUAGCAACUACUGUGCCCACCAUGCUCAGUGCCCAGUCAUUAUUAUCAAGGGAAAGGACAAUGUCGACAAGAAAAACUAGAUUGGUGGCCACAUUUCAGUUGCCGUUGAUGAAUCCCUUCAUUUGAUCAAAAGCUUUUUCUUGCUUGUGAUUUGGUAUCCUUUGCUGGACACAAUCUGUCAGAUCCUGGUGUCUUCACAUUUUCAGAACGGUGGUGCUGUCUUGUGUGUAAAGUCUUAGCAGUUAAAGUGGCUCAGAGAUGUGUUGUUACAACUUGAAUUCUUGUUCUAAAGCAUUUUGCUCCAAGAAAGUUUGUAUUCUUUAAUUUCUUCAACUCAUUUGCUCUCUGCUCAAUCAUUUCUUGUCAGUUGAGCAUAUUCAGCAAGCUGGUAUAAGUGUCAAGUUGGGAGUGUAAAUACUGUUUUGGCUUUGUGCUGGGUCCAGUAUAUGUUGGGGGUGAUGAAUAAAUAAUAGAUUAAACAUAAAUUUAUAUGUAUAAUGACAUUGAAAUUUAGAAGGGCCAUGAUUAUUGUUAA
Molecule: messenger RNA, 1153 nt
Organism: Arachis stenosperma
Lineage: Eukaryota; Viridiplantae; Streptophyta; Magnoliopsida; Fabales; Fabaceae
Product: universal stress protein PHOS34
Exons: 5
Coding region: 153-698 (181 amino acids)
Source: RefSeq, a predicted model, not a curated record